AUAUAGAAGCAUUAUCACAAGGAUUAAAAGAAAGAAAAUCACAUGAAACAUACCAAGAAAAGUUAUUCAAAAUAACUCAAUGGUAUGAUAAACAAAAUGAAGAAACUCAAAGAACAUAUACCCAAGAUUUAGAUAAAAGAGAAACAAGACAUAUCAAGAACUUAGAAGAUAAUGCAGAAAUAGAAAUAUUAACUAAUCAGAAAAGGUUAGAUAUAGUAGCAAGGCAGAAAAAACAGGAAGAUAAAACAAAAAGAAAACAAAUUGAACGAAAAACAUACAAAGCAACAACAAGUAGUGUAAGUGAAGCAAGCUCCUCAUGGAAUGAUGACUCUGCUAUAGAAGAUGCAAAGUUCCAAGAUCAACAUGACAAAUUUACAAAGCAAAAUUUAGAAAAUAGGGAUCUUAAAGAUCUUACGUGA
Messenger RNA from Racocetra persica, 419 nucleotides. The record is from the annotation of a GenBank genome assembly. NCBI's taxonomy places the organism in Eukaryota, Fungi, Glomeromycota, Glomeromycetes, Diversisporales, Gigasporaceae.